AUGGCUAGCUACGAACCUCCCCAUUUGACGAAGCUCCGAGCCUGGAACUCAGCCACCCCGCGAUUCUUGUUCAGGGGCUUCAACGAGUACUCAGGUGGCAACAAAGAACUGAACACCCCUACAGCCAUCACUCCCCACGCAUUCCUUGGAAAGUUCGUGGACAUCAAAAAUGAAAAAUCGGUCGGAUCCGGCGUAGACACCCUAUCUGGUCCGAGCCCAAUGACUCUCAACUCAAUGUCGCUUGGAACAUUUCAAACCGAGAUAAAUAGGCACCUCUAUGGAAACAAGAACAUCGCUUCGCAUUUCAGCUCGUGGACGGCCGACUUCCAGACUGCUAUCCGCUACUCAUGGGGUGGGCGUGAUGGGCUCAAUUGA
Messenger RNA from Diaporthe citri, 375 nucleotides. RefSeq lists its product as uncharacterized. The coding region runs from base 1 to 375 and encodes 124 amino acids. Lineage: Eukaryota; Fungi; Ascomycota; Sordariomycetes; Diaporthales; Diaporthaceae. The record is from RefSeq and is a predicted model, not a curated record. The transcript has 3 exons.